Molecule: messenger RNA, 4885 nt
Organism: Struthio camelus australis
Lineage: Eukaryota; Metazoa; Chordata; Aves; Struthioniformes; Struthionidae
Source: RefSeq, a predicted model, not a curated record
AAGGCUUUAUUCCUUUAUGCAGCUCAUCGUGAUCUUAUAGAAGAAGCUGGAUAAGGUCAAUUUGACAGUACUUAUAGCUGGGCACAGAGACGAUUGUUCCUUGAGGAUAUCUGCCACGAUGCCUGGGUCUCUUCCAGUGAAUGCUGAAUUCUGUUGGCCAAAAGAUGUGGGAAUUGUUGCACUGGAAAUAUAUUUUCCUUCUCAAUAUGUUGACCAGGCAGAGCUGGAGAAGUAUGAUGGUGUGGAUGCUGGCAAAUACACCAUUGGGUUAGGCCAGUCAAAGAUGGGAUUCUGCUCUGACCGGGAGGAUAUCAAUUCUCUCUGUUUGACUGUGGUUCAGAAGCUCAUGGAGAGGAACAGUCUUUCCUAUGACUGCAUUGGGAGAUUAGAAGUUGGAACGGAGACAAUAAUUGAUAAAUCAAAAUCAGUAAAGACUGUCCUGAUGCAGCUCUUUGAAGAAUCUGGUAAUACAGAUGUAGAAGGAAUUGACACCACCAAUGCAUGCUAUGGAGGCACCGCUGCUCUUUUUAAUGCUAUUAACUGGAUUGAGUCCAGUUCUUGGGAUGGACGUUAUGCACUUGUUGUUGCUGGAGACAUAGCUGUGUAUGCCACUGGGAAUGCCAGGCCAACGGGUGGAGCUGGUGCUGUUGCUAUGCUAGUUGGUCCAAAUGCACCUUUAAUUUUUGAGAGAGGAUUGCGUGGAACCCACAUGCAGCAUGCUUAUGACUUCUAUAAACCAGACAUGGUGUCUGAAUAUCCUGUAGUUGAUGGCAAAUUAUCUAUACAAUGCUACCUCAGUGCAUUAGAUCGCUGCUAUACUGUCUAUCGCAACAAAAUCCAUGCCCAGUGGCAAAAGGAGGGGACGGACAGACGUUUUACCUUGAAUGACUUUGGAUUCAUGAUCUUUCAUUCUCCCUACUGUAAACUGGUACAGAAGUCUGUGGCCAGACUGUUGCUGAAUGACUUUCUCAGUGACCAGAACCCAGAAACAGCAGAUGGUGUUUUCGGUGGUCUGGAAGCUUUCAGGGAUGUUAAACUGGAAGAUACCUAUUUUGACAGAGAUGUGGAAAAAGCUUUUAUGAAAGCUAGUGCUGAGCUCUUCAAUCAGAAAACCAAAGCUUCGUUGCUUGUAUCCAAUCAGAAUGGAAAUAUGUAUACCCCUUCAGUCUAUGGUUGUCUUGCUUCCCUUCUGGCCCAGUACUCUCCAGAGCAGCUUGCAGGACAGAGAAUUAGUGUGUUCUCCUACGGCUCUGGUUUUGCUGCUACAUUAUAUUCCAUCAAAGUUACACAGGAUGCCACUCCUGGUUCUUCCCUGGACAAAAUAACUGCCAGCCUUUCUGAUCUUAAAACAAGACUUGACUCAAGAAAAUGUAUUGCACCUGAUGUCUUUGCUGAAAACAUGAAGAUUAGACAGGAAACACAUCAUUUGGCCAACUAUAUUCCACAGUGUUCAGCAGAAGAUCUCUUUGAGGGAACAUGGUAUCUUGUGCGUGUGGAUGAAAAACACAGAAGAACUUAUGCAAGGCGCCCACUGAGGGGCGAUGGACCUCUGGAGGCAGGAGUUGAAGUUGUCCACCCACACGUUGUUCAUGAGCACAUCCCAAGCCCUGCUAAGAAAGUGCCAAGAAUUCCUGCAACAACAGAAUCUGAAGGCGUUACUGUUGCCAUUUCCAAUGGGGAGCAUUAAGAUACCUCUGUGAGGUGGGGAAUGACAAAAAGGUGCAAGGGUAGGAUGAGAGAGAGAGAGAGGAAAAAAAGGAUUAAAAUAGUAUGAAGUUUCACUGUACAGUAAUAAUUAAUUGGAGCAUGAAAAAAAUGUUUAAUGUCCUUGAAAAGAUACAUUUUAAUAUGGUGUGAUAUUUAUAGUGUUUUCAGCCUACUAAAAUCAUUAAUAUACUGGAGAUGGGGGGGGGAACUUGCCUGGGUCUUUGUGGGUUCCUUAACACAUUUAAAUUUUUUUUAAUUGUUGACUUGUAGCUGUUGUCUAUUACAAGAUCUUUGUACAUAGAAAAAUGACUCUUCUGCCUGCCUUUUCCAUAUGAAGUGACUUGAAACGUACACUGCUAUAACAACUUGUAUUCAAAAGUGUGUGGCAAAACAGUCUAAGCUUUUAAUGUUAGGGUUCUCAGUGCCUUGACAGUAAGCAGUCAAUCUUCUGAACACUGCAUUUCUCUUCCCCCUUUAUCACCUUCCCUUUCAUCUCCCAGUCCACCUCCCAACUGCCACAUUGCUUUGGAAAAGGUAUAGAACCAGGUAACAUUGAUUAAUGGACUAGAAUCUCUCUCUCUCCUAUCAAAAAUGACUGGAUUCAGAACAGCUAGGCUGACAUAUUUUUAAAAAAAAUUCUAUAACUGACUAUGUUAGUUACUAUAUAAUUCCGUCUCAUAUUGUGUGUUUUAUACCUUCAGUAUAAAUCACAGCAGUGUGGAAGGAAAGAAGACUGACAUGAGGCAGUUGCUUUUUUUCUUCCAAAGAACAAAAAGGUGCAUUUCUUGGUUUCAUCGAUGUUGGCACUUCUCAAGAUUAUUUAACUGUAACAGAAGAAUAAGUAUUUUAAGACAGAUUAAUUUUCAAAUAAAACUUGUAGACCUUCUGGAGCUGUUUCAAUUGGCAAACUAAGGAAGGGAGGAAGAUCGGUUUGUCUAUAACUCUGGCCUCUCCUUAUUCUUUAUAUAUCAAUUUCUAAGAGACUAUUUCUAACUCUGAAUUUGGCUUCAUACUUUGAAAUAUUAGUAAUGGUGUAGUAGAUAAGUGUGAUGUUUUUGUUUUGUUUUGUUUUUUUUCCAACACGCAAACUAAAAGCUAGCCAUUUUACAAGUGGUACAUGUACAAUGCUAAUGGGGAAUCCAUUCGGGUAGAUUUUUUUUAAAGCCCAGAUUGGAAAUGAACUAUGACAUGAGCCUUGUAAGCUUGUAAUAUAUAUUUAAAUAUGAGUUAAUGUACAGAACAAAGUCUUGUUGAGUUUUCUUUCUUUGUCUAAUCCUACAGAGCUACAUUAGAUAAUGUAAAGUAGCAAAAGAAAUGAUUUGUCUGUUAAAUUACAAUUUUUUUGGUGUAAUGAAGUGUUUGUAUGAUCUGUCACUCACUAGGAUUUGAUAACUUCUGCUGGAUUUGUACAGUCAGGCUUUGGUAAAAUAGUUGCUUAUUAUGAAUUACUGGGUACUAAUCUGUUUGUUCUGUUGAAAAGUGAUGGAACAAUGAUGCAUGAAGAUAGCAUUGUGAGUAUUUGGGUUUAGGCGCCCUCAUGAAACUUACCUUGGCACCAGGAAAAAAAAGUUUGCCAUGGAACCAAGUCCAUUGCUGGCAGUGGACAAGCCAAGGACUGAGCUAUUGGCACAAAAAGUUAACCGCAGGAACCUCACUGUUUGUGAGGCUGAUCCUUUACUAAAAUAAAGUUUGAGAUAUUUGAAACCUGGGAUUUCAGGAUUUUUUUUUUUCUUUAACAGGAAAGAAAGAGGAAACUGGCCCUGUGAAAGUUUGAAGUUCUGGGUUCACAAGUGAGGUGGACCUCCUGGAUCUUAUUUCUUAAUACCAUUCCAUUAUAAAAGCGGAAAGGGUUGCUCAGGCUAGUGGGAAACCAGUACUUCAGGGCUAUGUUUCCAGAUCUCUUAAAUGCUUUUAGACAGAAACUGUUUCUAGAGGGGAAUAAUUCAUUCCUAGCUGAUGAGAUACAAUUCCUCUUAUUACUGUCUUGUGAAAGAUGGUAUUUUUUUUUAAUCCCCCUUUCACAACUGUGGUGAAAGUGAUUUGUUUCUUAUUUUAUGCCUACCUGAGCCUGAGUUGGCCUACAUGCCCACUGGUGGCUUCUCAUUCUGCUGCUCUGAUUAAUUUACAUUAAUUAGUUCCUUUUAAAGUCAGCUGAUAUCUCAUCAGCCCCAGUAACAGAUACAGCAAACCUUCCUUCAAAUUUGAAAGCACCAGCUCGUACAUCACUACGUCCUGUAUAAGUUUACUUGCCUUAACUGAAACAACAUAGGCUCUACCUCUUAGCUUAGAUAUUUCAACUGUGCCUGUUCAGAGGAGGACAGCUACUGUAUCUUUCCAGGAUUUGCAUUUGAGCCAAUGGUGCUGCACAUGAAAAUAUAAAAUACCUUAUCAAAGCUAAAGGUAGGAAUAUCUGCAUUUUGGUGAAGUUCAGAACAAUUGGUGUAAAUGGUCAAGCUUUCCAACAUCUAACUUGCAGUUGUCAGGAGUAUCAAAAUUAGCUUUAUGCCAGCCCACGAUUGCCAAUUAUGCCAAAAGUUAGUAGAAGCCUUGAACGCUCGAUUUAUAAGCAGAUGCCUUUACGAGUUGCAUUCAGCUUACUGAUAACGUAGUGCUAAAGCAAGAAAAACGAAAUGAAUUUUAGAGUACAGUUAAUAUCUCGUUGUUUCUUUAUUGGGAGUGCGACUGGAUUCCAAGCGGUUCUUAGACUGUCAGCAUCUUAAAAAUAAUUAAAAGGUUAGUAGAUGGUAGCCCAGCUGAUUCCAGUAGAAAUUAAAACCAUAUAUGCAGGGUUAAAGCAGCAUAUCUAAAUCUGACUAGGCAGCUUUUCUGAAUUGUGACAAAUCGGGACGCAUUGUCCAGCUGGUUUCUGGGUUUGACAGACAGCAUUGUAGUUUCUGUAAAUAAAAGUUGAAAAAAUGAAGCUCUAAUAGACAAUUGAAACCAGGUUUAAUUUGCUGGAGAAGUUUUUAAGAAAAAAUUGCAGUUGGUUAGAGCAUGGGCUGGUUUCUGCUUAAACUCAGAUCUCUGCAAAAACUGUCCAGGUUUGUGGUAGUCCAGUUGUGCCAAGCUAAGGUAAAACGUUUCAAGAAGUUAACUGUUACAUGUCUGUACUGAGAUACCGCCCAAGAGUGUAAAGUGCAAUACUACUCGGUCUUUAUUAAAAGAUUGCCUUCACUAA